CCACUACAUAGGUGGUCUUUAAAACAUUUCAUUUUUUGAAGACAAGAGGGUGUUUAUAACACUGGUUUAUAUAUGACAAUACUAACAAUAUGGGGAAAAAAAUGCUUUAGCAUUCAACCAAAGCUCACCAACGGAAACGUGGCACAACACUAAUUUGUGCAUGGAAACGUUCUGAUCCUUCUGCUCAUCACGCUCAGAUGAUGAUAAUACAUUUUUGCAAGUGCACAUGUUCCUGAGCAUCUUAUGUAAUUCCUGACUUAAUUGGGUGUACCCUUAAUAAAAGCAUGAGACAGAUGGCCUUUAUUAUGGCACUAAAGAUAAGGAAAGACAUGGUGUGUUCCCUCUGACUGAGAGAAGAUUAUCGUAUACCCGGAUAGAAAAGAGAAAACAAAACUGUUGCAGGACUGAAUGAAAUUCUAACAUAUGAACCGUGACUGGGGAGCAGAAGGGAAUUUUUGAAUCUAUUUGGAAAACAAUGUGUUUGUUUGAGGACUCAACAGUGUAGUCCACUUGACACAGACUGUAAGAAGACGUAAAGACACUCCAAAGUGAGUUCAGUGAUUUGUUUAUGAAUAUGCUGAAAAGAUGUGAAAGACUGAGAAUUGGGUAGUAGGCAAGCUGUUUUUCAUCAUUUUAAUUUUUCCAGAUGUUUGGGGGGUGAGGGCGUGGGGGUCAAAAAUGGUGCCCCAAUCACAUUUGGCGUCAAUCACGUUCCCAUCAGUGGCAAUCUGGCGCAAUUACAAGUUAAUUCAUAUUUUUUAGUCACUCCAUCUCUACCAAUAUAGCGUGGAGUUAGCCAGCAUGUUAGCUGUGCUUACACCCCGAAAAUGUAUCUGCCCUGUAAUUACAGAACUUCCUAGUGUCAAAAUAUUUUGGUAUUCAAUGUCAUGAAAUUCAAUGUUUUAUGUUGGAACACAAAGCCUUGUGGGUAUAAAAUUAGCAAGAAGUAUGAGCUGAAAUGUCUGUCAUUUCAUGUUAGCCACAUACUGAAGCAUGUGUGCCGCCAAACGGUUGACUCGUUCCUGAAAGUGCUUCUGUUCUGUGGAUCCAUGAACUAGAUGUAUGUGAACACAACCAUGUAAGGAAUGUGAAACCACAAGAAUUUCUGGCCGCCUUGACAGAUCAUUCUGCUCAAUGUGUUGUAAUUGGUUUUCUGAGCUGUUGACGAAACAUGAUUGGACACCGGUCAGCUGGGAUGGGGGAAUGAGUGAGCGAUAUGGAACUUCAACUUUGUCCUCUGAAUCAUACUUAGACGUUCUUCUAACGCUCAAGCCACAGAGGAGUGUAUUGAUCCGACCGAGUGUUUGGAUUCUGCGUUCUUUUACUGAUAUUUCAUCACCUUGUUGGAUUAUCAACACUGGGCACGGUUAGAGUGUGACAAGCUCGCCUUCAGGUUGAGAGGAGAGACAAACAAUUUUUGUCAGGUCUCGGCGGAGAACAAGUGAAAGCUGGGAUGGAUGUCAUUGAUCUGCUGUUCAGGACCAAAGAUGAACCGAGCAGUUGCCACGGCAAGACACCUUGGAGCAUCAGUAUGUGUGACACGCUGAGCCCGGAGGGAAAAAGUACGGAAGACUUUUUGGACUUACUGCUGGCUGGGAGUGAGUCUUCCUCAGGUCCGACGUCCCCCCCGUGGUCACCCUGCACCCUGGACAGCGAUAUGUGCGAGGAGCCAUUGGCAGACAGCCUCCGACUGCCUUCCUGCACUUCAUCUCCAGGCUUGGACAUGCCGCUGCCUCACCUCACAUGCGUGCAGCUUCCACCCUACAACCGUGAAAAUGAAAUCACGUCCCAUGUUUCCAUUGAUCUGGGCUGGGAGUCUGACAGCAUCCAGGAAAAACUGGGAAUGGCAUAUUACCUCACAUCGAAUCAAAGCACCACCACCUCGUCCAGUCAGACGCUCACGGUGAAGGACUUGCUCUUAUCCAAUCUAGGAGAGAAGGUAAGCAGAGAAACUGUACAGUAUUCCUCUGAGUACCUACGUUUGCUGCAACAACUUCACACAUUUUUAAUUAUGUUUCAUCUCAAGUGUGAAGAGCGUGUUUUGAAGAAGAUCCGUCGGAAAAUACGCAACAAGCGCUCGGCUCAAGAGAGCCGGAAAAAGAAAAGUCUGGAAGAAAGGAUGUCUGCGUGCAGCGCUCACAACCUACAGCUGCAGAGAAAGAUCCACAGACUGGAGGAGACAAACAACGCCCUGUUAGAGCAGCUGAGCCAGCUCCAAGCGCUUCUUCCGAACAGCUCCAGCAAAACAACGCAAAGGGGCACCUGCCUCUUGGUUUUGCUUCUCUCCAUCUCUCUCAUUAUUUCCUCAAAUAUGAAGCCGGAUUCAUACAGCCGACUAAGCCAAGAAGAGUACACAGAGACCUCAGUGCCGUCACGCUCCCUGCAGUCGGUCGCUGAAGUGGAAGAAGUCGCCGCGACACGGCCCCCCGUCUCCAUCUCCGGGAGCACGUUGGGACUCAGCAGUGUAGCGGAUCAGCUUUUGAAACGUCCGCCCAAGGGGAAGCUGCUAGCAUCCCGGCAGCAUGAUCACAGGCCAAGGAAAGACUAUUGAUGUCUGCGAAGCCUCCGGAGGGG
Messenger RNA from Hippocampus comes (tiger tail seahorse), 2574 nucleotides. Its product is annotated as cyclic AMP-responsive element-binding protein 3-like protein 3-A. Gene Ontology annotation, molecular function: RNA polymerase II cis-regulatory region sequence-specific DNA binding; DNA-binding transcription factor activity, RNA polymerase II-specific. Gene Ontology annotation, biological process: regulation of transcription by RNA polymerase II. Lineage: Eukaryota; Metazoa; Chordata; Actinopteri; Syngnathiformes; Syngnathidae. The record is from RefSeq and is a predicted model, not a curated record. Gene Ontology annotation, cellular component: nucleus.